AUGGUGGAAAGUUGCCACGCCUACCACGGGCAGAUAAAAGACGGCCUCUUCCACGGCCAUGGUACUUUGUUGUACUCUGGCAAUGAGAAGUACGAGGGCGACUUUGUUUUCGGAAAGCGGGAGGGAAAUGGGCGUUUCGAGUAUGCGGAUGGCGCUACGUAUGAGGGAAAGUGGGUCGAGGACAGGAUUCACGGGCAGGGAGUCGCCGUCUUCGCGAGCGGCAAUGUGUAUGAGGGGCAGUGGGAUAUGGGAAAGAUUUCUGGAUACGGCAAGUUGAAAUACUCCAAUGGAGAUGAAUACGAGGGCGAGUGGGUGGACGGAAAGAUGCACGGGCGAGGAACGUACCGCUACAAGGAGGGCGACGUAUACACCGGAGAAUGGCGAGAUGACAAGAGACACGGGAAGGGGGUUGUUGUAUACGUUGGUGCCAAGGGGGCUAUAGUGGAGAAGUACGAUGGCGAUUGGGUGAAUGGGAAGAUGCAUGGCCACGGAAAGUACACGUACAGCGAUGGCGGGGAGUACGAGGGCGACUGGAUGGACGGCAAGAUGCACGGGAAAGGCAAGUACAUCUUUCCUAAUGGCAACCAGUACGACGGCGAGUGGGCGAAUGACAUGAAGGAGGGGUAUGGGACGCUUAUGUAUCACAACGGGGAGAAGUAUGAGGGUUACUGGAAGGCCGACAGGGUGCACGGCAAGGGAACGCUCACAUACUCCCGAGGCGACAAAUACGUAGGUGAAUGGGUAGAUGCGAAGAAACACGGCGAAGGAGAACUCAUUUACUCGAACGGCGACAGAUUCAAGGGGGAGUGGCUGGAUGACAGAGCCUGCGGCUUUGGGGUGUUUCAGUACGCCAACGGCAACAAGUACGAGGGGCAAUGGGCAGACGACAAGAGGGAGGGGCAUGGAAUCUUCUACUGCGCGGAGGACGGCAGCUGCUACGAGGGGGAAUUCGUGCAAGGCAGGAAGGAAGGCAACGGCACUUUCCGCCUGGCUGCUGGUCAUCAGCUCGAUGGUGUGUGGGCGGGGGGACAGCUCGUUCGCGUAACCUCCUUCAUGUUCUCCCCUGACUCGCGCUGGCUUAAUCCCGACCUGUGA
This is a messenger RNA of Cyclospora cayetanensis, 1095 nucleotides long. RefSeq names its product radial spoke head 10 homolog B. The transcript has a single exon. NCBI's taxonomy places the organism in Eukaryota, Apicomplexa, Conoidasida, Eucoccidiorida, Eimeriidae. The record is from RefSeq and is a predicted model, not a curated record. The coding region runs from base 1 to 1095 and encodes 364 amino acids.